Molecule: messenger RNA, 2049 nt
Organism: Linnemannia hyalina
Lineage: Eukaryota; Fungi; Mortierellomycota; Mortierellomycetes; Mortierellales; Mortierellaceae
Source: the annotation of a GenBank genome assembly
AUGCACACUAUCAAGUGGAAACGUUCUCAAAACGCAACCUCAAAACAGAAAAAGGACUCCUCAUCCACCACCAUCACUCCUGCUGCCGCACUCGCCCCUACAUCCACCACUUCUUCCUCCUCUUCCUCCUCCUCGUCUGCCCCAUCUCCAUCUGCAAAUACCGCCACCGCCACAGCAGUUGCCACCACAACAAUCACCGGCGCCGCAGCCACCUUCCCCUCCAACCUCUUCUCUCACUACCGCUCUACUUUCACACAACAUCAACAACAGCCUGACAACAAAGUCGUCCAGUUCUCGGUCGCCCUGACAAUCCCUGAGAUCAUCCUCGCCAUUGCCGCAUUCCUCAACCGGUCCACCAUCGCCCAAUGCGCCGUCGUCUGCAAGGAUUGGCACACCAUCUUCCAACCUCUCCUCUUCCGCAUCAUCAAGACUGCCGACUUUGACCAGCCAGACUUUGUUAGCUCCUUCUUGAACUAUACCCGCUUCGCUACCUCCAUCGAAUGGUUCCAAGAGAUAUCCCCUUCUCCUUUUGCCAGUGGUGCUGGUACGGUGCCUAAGAAGCAGGCGUGGCAUCGGAUCUUUGGAAAGAAGGCCUCGGUUCGACCCUUGACGGAUCCUUGGAAACCGUUUGAGCAGCUCAAGUUGAUCCUCCAGGCUGAUGAGACACCAGCGUUGGAGACCUUGUCGGUGAGGAUUCAUAACUUGGAUCCGAAUAUUGUUCUAGGCUUGAGGGCGCCGACGGUGACGACCCUGCAGAUUGGGACGAGGGGGUACCCUGCGCGCAAGCCCAAGGUGUCGAUGGAGAAUAUUCUCAGAUCCUUUCCAAGCCUUGUUCACCUGACCCUCGAGGGCUUGUUUACAUUGAGCUCUCAAGUUGCAGAUGGUUCUCGCCCUUCCCAUGCCCCCGAUGCUGUUGUUGGAGGGAACGAAUCAUCAUCGCCGUCGUCCUCUGUAUCUCAGCCACAACAACAGACACAGGGCAUGUCGACUAUGCCUCUCCCCCAAGCUCCUGUAGUCACCCCCUAUCCUCCACCCGCCGCACUUGCAGCUCCAGCACACACAACGACCAUUGCCGGAAUGACUAUUUCGGGCCCAUUCCCCGUCACCCCUACGCUGCCAAUUAUCCCCUCAUCUUCCCCUUCAUCCUCUUCCCUUUCGACCAACACGGCCCAGACAACAUCAUCGAUCGAAUCACUCAGUCUCCGCCUCGUCGACAUCUCCCAAGACCACCUCCUCGCCCUAGCGCGCCAAAUGCCCCGGCUCUCCUCCCUCCUCAUCGAAGAGUUCCUAGUCCCGGACAUGAUGAUCAAGAUCUAUCGCUGGACCUGGUCCAAACAAUUCAUCCACUCCCUCCGCGACUCUAUCCCCCACCUCACCUCCAUCCGCAUGGCCUUUCCAUUUGAUACCAUCAAGGAGGAUACCAUCAUCGAGAUUCUGAAGAGUUUCCCGUUGUUGACGACGGUCGGGUUCCGAAACUCGUUUUUUGGAACGCGUGCUUUAGAGGUGAUGCAGGAACAUUGCAAGUUUGUCGAGUGUUUAGACGUCAGUUUUGGGAACUCGAGGGGGUUUAAGGGUGCAUUGAUACAGUUCUUGCAGACUUGGACGAGGUUGAGGGAGUUUGAGGCUGAUGGGGUUGUGUUCUCGCUCGAUAGACCCGUCGACGAUGGCGUCCCCCGGAGACCCUGGGCGUCUACCAGGCUAGAGAAGCUCGUCUGUGGGUUCAGUGGGACCGAAUCUAUGAUCUUCCAGCAUCUUUCUCAACUGCCUCUUCUCACAAGUCUGACGAUCUCAUACCCAUCCAUCAGUAUUACGCCGAUCGAGACGACGUUGGCGUGGAUGGCGAAAUCAACAAGGAUAGAGUACUUUUGGUUCCCGCAGGUGCGCCAUGUGGCUGUGGAGAAGUCAUCGGUGUUGUGGAUUUUGGAGCAUUGGCCAGAGUUGAAGACGUUGCAUGUUGCCGGGGGGUUGGUUUCGCAGAAGGAGAUUGUGAAGCAGUGGUGUCGGGAGGCGGGGAGACCAAAUCUUGUUGUUGAAUUUGAUCGUGUGUAA